GGGUCUCGUAGGACCCGGAUGGAAGCAAGAUGGCGGGCUGGUGGUGAACCCCGGUCGAGGGAUGUACAUUGAUAUUCCUUGAAGUGGAACAUAAGAGCGACUUCUCUUCAGAACAUCUUUUUUCUCAUCACCUGAUCCACCAUGGCCGGAGCAGCAGUAAAGUGGGUGAUGGCAAAGAGGACUGUCUUAAAGCAUUUAUUUCCAACUCAAAAUGGAGCUUUAUAUUGUGUUUGUCAUAAGUCUACGUACUCUCCUCUACCAGAUGACUAUAAUUGCAAAGUCGAGCUUGCACUGACGUCUGAUGGCAGGACGAUAGUGUGCUACCACCCUUCUGUGGACAUUCCGUAUGAACACACGAGACCUAUCCCUCGACCUGAUCCUGUGCAUAAUAAUGAAGAGACACAUGAUCAAGUGCUGAAAGCCAGAUUAGAGGAGAAAAGCGGACAUCUUGAGCAGGGACCCAUGAUAGAGCAGCUGAGCAAGAUGUUCUUCACCACCAAGCACCGCUGGUAUCCACGGGGACAGUAUCACAGACGUCGUAUGAAACUGAACCCUCCAAAGGACAGAUGAUCCUGAGGGUCUUGGGAGUCACAACGAAGGCACCUACUUGCUGUUGAGAGAGUACAGCCUGGUGCAUUCACUCAUGUGGUAUAGAAUAAAGUAGUAACAAUAAAUGUCUUUCAUGUA
This is a messenger RNA of Carlito syrichta (Philippine tarsier), 687 nucleotides long. It is a transcript of the gene MRPL42, whose product is annotated as mitochondrial ribosomal protein L42. Gene Ontology annotation, cellular component: mitochondrial large ribosomal subunit. The transcript has 6 exons. The record is from RefSeq and is a predicted model, not a curated record. NCBI's taxonomy places the organism in Eukaryota, Metazoa, Chordata, Mammalia, Primates, Tarsiidae. Bases 142 to 570 code for a protein of 142 amino acids.